Messenger RNA from Lineus longissimus, 3094 nucleotides. RefSeq lists its product as uncharacterized. NCBI's taxonomy places the organism in Eukaryota, Metazoa, Nemertea, Pilidiophora, Heteronemertea, Lineidae. The coding region runs from base 61 to 528 and encodes 155 amino acids. The record is from RefSeq and is a predicted model, not a curated record. The transcript is spliced from 4 exons.
GACGCAAACUAUCGGACGCGCCCAGUUUCCAACACCACAUUCCUAGGACAAAGAACGAAAAUGAACCGCUUAGGAGUAGUCUGUUUUUUGGCAAUCCUGUACAUUUCAGGAACCUACGGUCUUAAAUGCAAGAAGUGCGAGCAAACGACCAACUUUAACACUCCAAAUUUAGCUGAAUGUAAAGCCGCCGCGACGGAAGAUUUGUGCGUGAGUCCUAACACAAAAUGCGGUGCAGUAGUUGACGCAACUAACUCGAAGACAGUAUUCGGAUGCUUCACGCCUGCCAAAUGUAGCGACGCAACGCUCUGCUGCGGUAGUGAUGAUUGUAAUCAGGCGAUUACUGGCGGGAAUGUCCUUCCAACGACAGCCGCCGCGACCACAGCAGCUUCCCCAUCUGCUGGAACCGGGACGACGGCGGCGGCGGCUGCUGCUGCAACAACAGCCAAGACUGGUGGAGCUGCCACCCCUGCUGUCAGCCUGGGUGUGCUUGUCUUAGUGACAUUGAUCGCGGCUUCCAAAGUGUUCUAGAUAUGAGUUCCCCCGUUCAUGAUGGUUCCUCCUGUUCUACACGAUGUCGCUCCAGAAAAGACUCACAUUAUCCAAUUACUACAAAAAAAUGUUUUUUGAAUUCGUAAAAAUCCAUGUUUUACAAAGAUGAAAAUACGAUCAAUCGAAUAGAUUACUUUAAGGGGGACAAUAGGUAGAAGCUAGGGAGACGAAUUGGUGGUUUUCGGGUGACCUUUCUGCACAUCAGCAAUAAACAUAUUCCUCGUACAAGCACGAAUAUUUUCGAUGUGAUAGGAGAUAUCCCGAUUGGUAAGUUCGUAAAACCUUAUCUGGCCUACCUGGCUCGUGCAUAUAGUUUCCCUUUAAAUUAAAAAUUAAAGAAAAUAUGUAUGUAUCUGAUUUAAAAAGUACAUGGCGUCUUAAAAGGGCUUGAGAAUUCUGGUCAUAUUGGGUCAACUGGUUCAUCUGGUCGUCUGCUGAAAUAUUCUCGGCGUGUGGUUGUUUAUAGAAGAACAACAGGCUGGAGUCAAGGGUCAAGCUUGAGUCGUCGUUGAAUCAUCCUCGUACUAAUUGGAUGUGCUGUUGGGGAGACCCGUAUUGGCGGCUUGUGUAACCUUGCUCUUGGCUCUUAUGGACUGAUCCCUAUCAGUUUUAGUCAUUGGGGACUGAGGUGUUGGUCCCACAGUGGAGGAAAAAUUGGUAUUUCGGCUAGAUCAUCAGAUAAGCCAGAUAUGAAGUUGCUUGAUACUCUGUGGAAAUGGGACGAACCUGACAAUUUGAAUAAAAACUGCUUUAAACUUAGCUGAAUUGCUCACUGCAAGUGUGGAAAGAAGUAGUAGAAAUAUUUGUCUUCCUCUCCGUCCUGUUUCUCACAAUUUACACUCCCAAGCUAGUGGUUAUGAUCACACAAAGACAUUUCCUCUCUUUGGAAUUGUGAUUACCCAGUAUUUCGGAAACCAUGCACUUUGGGUGGGGUGUAACUAUAACCACUCUGAAGUUUGGUAGAGUUAGAGGCGACAAUCAAUAUUUUGUUAUAGUGCAAUUCAAUUACUGCAAUAUCAGCCAGGCUCCGUCACGACUUGCAGUACGUGGAUUUCUUUCCAGUAGAUAUCAUUACAGAUGCGUCGUUCUAGCCUUCUUAUAGUUGGUCAUGACGGCUCCUGGUCUAUACUACAGUACAACCGCCCAUUUAAAGUAUUCAAUUUUUACCAACACUUUAACAUUCCAUUGUCUUUCAACAAGCAUGCAACCGGGUUUUAUCUUCAACAAGCCCUUUCCUACCCCACAUUGAAUUUGAAAUUAAAUAUAUAUUAGACAUUUUUACCAUGAUUGAGUGGCAAUCUUUUCUGAUUCAUGAUAGAAUAAAACCACCCCUGCGUAUAAAACAAAACUCGAACGCCCAUAAUCGGUUACUUUGAAGAUAAGAAGCCGAGAUAUUGUUCUUAUUCACUUUGUUUUUAACUAAGAGUACAUGAAUGUUGGGUUUAUAUAUAUUUUUAUUCUAUAUUCUAUUUGUGCAUAAUUUAUUAAUGCAUGCAAAGAUUAUCGUGGGAUAAUGAAAGUCGACCUGCUACAAGCUCAUUGUCUAGUUAAAAGCGCAUUAUGACCGUCUCGUGUCAAUUUCGCAGAGUAGUCGAAGCCGGCGUAGAAGUUUGAAGAGUCCUAGGAUAUUAUGUCCGGGGAACAAAUGAUUCGAUUAUGCACUAUUGACAGUCAUGGCGUUUGAGGACCAAAGAACUAUAAUCCGUUAGAAUACAAAAGGCCGCCUGGGACACUUUUUCCAGGAAAAUAAUUAAAUUAGAUUAAAUUAACCUGUAAUCGCAACGCUCACAACUUACAAUUGCGAAUCACGAAUUCUUUGUAAUCGAACAGAUUACAUGCACGAAUACAAAGAAUUCGUCUUCGUUAGUCCAGAGUCUCAAAUAGACAAAAAUCGGGAUUUAUGCAUCUUGACCCUCAAUGUAUUGACGUUGCUCAGCUUCCAGACAACGCGCGUAUGAGCGGAGGCUACGGAGGCUCAGUAUGAAGUUAUGCGGAAUCUCACUACCCGGGCCUCACUGUUUAACAGGGAUGUUUCAUUUCACUGGAGGCUGGUCCUUUCUUAUCACACGAUAUUAAUUGCAACUUUCUUUCUGGCGUCCUUGGCGCAGUGAUACAUAUGACCUGACGUCAAAGCGCGAUGGCCCGUAGUUGUUAAAAAUCCUCGCUGUGGCAGGAGGUGAAUUACAGUGGAGGUUCCAUGAUUGUUAUAUGACAUAAGGACCUUAUGUACAAUCUGCUCCAAAUAAUGUUUUGACAUCGAUAAACCAGUUACUCGAUUUUUACUGCAUUAACGUCCAUCUUGUUAUCAUUUGGGAACAUUAAAGAAGAUUUUAUUAAAUACUUGGUUAUCAUCAAAUAGCUUGAACAUUCUUGUCGAAGUUGCUUUAAAUUGUUUUUCGGACACCCCGUGUUAAUAUGUAGUACUGCUAUUAUGUUAGGCAAUAUUUGGCACAGAGUGUAAUGUAUACAUGUAAUUCAACCUUGCUCAUGGCGAUCUUAUAUGUACAUGUAAUUCGAAAGACUGAAUAAAAAUCAUCACAUUCAA